Messenger RNA from Kockovaella imperatae, 2778 nucleotides. Its product is annotated as cysteine-tRNA ligase. Bases 178 to 2682 code for a protein of 834 amino acids. Gene Ontology annotation, biological process: cysteinyl-tRNA aminoacylation. Lineage: Eukaryota; Fungi; Basidiomycota; Tremellomycetes; Tremellales; Cuniculitremaceae. The transcript has 11 exons. The record is from RefSeq and is a predicted model, not a curated record. Gene Ontology annotation, cellular component: cytoplasm. Gene Ontology annotation, molecular function: ATP binding; cysteine-tRNA ligase activity.
CUCGCUGGAGGGACGGCGCCCAAUCGAGAAAUAGGUGCGUGUUGGUUAAACACUGGGUCACGUGCGCCUAUUGCCCUUUGGUUGUAACUCGGCUUCUGCAACAGGAUUAUCUCUCGACAUGAAAUAUCACUUGCUGUAGACGACAGGCGGCGCGGGUGUAGAGUCAGAGGAGACUGCAUGCUCUCAUUGAGAUCAGCUCGAAUACUUGUAACUCCUCUCCGUAGUCCAAGAACUCAAUCUUCACCUCUCUUCAACCAUUCCCGAGCUCUUCUCCAUCAGCGACGACAGCUCGCCAAGAUGGCCGCAUCUACCGAAGAUAGAGCGUCGAGCUCUAUGCCUGUAUGGAUCAAACCGAGUAGAGGGACAGAAGUGCCAGUAUUGAAAGUUUACAAUUCCUUGACCCGGACCAAGGACGAAUUCAUACCUACGAAAGGCAUGUCGGUCGAUUGGUACAACUGUGGACCAACAGUGUACGAUGCAUCUCAUAUGGGUCACGCGAGAAACUACCUCACUCAGGAUAUCGUUCGGAGAAUUCUGAGAGACUACUUUGGAUACGACGUAAACUUUGUGAUGAACAUUACAGAUAUCGAUGACAAGAUCAUCCUCCGUGCGAGAGAACAAUACCUUCUGGAUCAAGCCAUCGAGUCAAAUCCAACUCUUUCCUCCACCCUCUUAGAAGAUACUCAUACCGCCUUUUCAACCUUUUUCGAAUCCAAACUUCUCAAAUCUCUCCCCUCUCCCGUUCCUCCUCGAUCUCCCAAUGACACCACACUGAACCACUUCGCACUGAUAGAAGAGCGGAACGCUAAUGAUGCGGAAUUUUCACGUGCUGCCAAGGAGAAGGAAGAGAAAUGGAGCAUGUACCUGUCGAAUCUGAGUAAAUCAGCUCAAGCCAUCAAGCUGGCAGAGAAGCGUUCGUCCUCUGGCGAGACGGGAGGGGAUAGCGUCAGGGAUCUGGUGGAGGGCACGUCUGGUGUUUUGGGACCAUAUUACGGCCAAACGCUGGCGCAUACUGUGUCCGAUCCUAUUGGGAUUUGCCGGAGCCUGACAGCCCAUUGGGAAGCAAAAUUCUUCCAAGAUAUGGCUCGACUCCGCGUCUUACCUCCGGACGUUAUCACCCGAGUGUCAGAAUACAUCCCUGAAAUCGUAUCGUUCGUUCAACGCAUAGUCGAUAGAGGAUUCGCGUACGAAGGGGGAGGCAGUAUCUGGUUCGACGUGAACAAAUUCGAAGGUGCUUCGGAGGAAGAAGAAGGAAACAGCUUCAAGCAUGAAUAUGCCAAACUUCAACCAUCCUCCAAAGGGAACAAGAAACUAUUGGACGAAGGUGAAGGGGCAUUGACCGCAAGCUCGGGUAAACGCCAAGCGGCAGAUUUCGCAAUCUGGAAAGCUAAAUCUAAACCUGGGGAGCCAGCUUGGGCAUCGCCAUGGGGAGAAGGAAGACCAGGAUGGCAUAUCGAAUGCUCCGUCAUGGCGAGCGCCAUUUUGGGGAAAGGAAUGGAUAUACAUUCUGGAGGUGUGGAUCUCAUGUUCCCACACCACGAUAACGAAUUGGCUCAAUCAGAGGCGUAUCACGGCUGUCAGCAAUGGGUCAACUACUUUUUACAUACGGGACAUUUGCAUAUUGAGGGAUUGAAAAUGUCGAAGUCCUUGAAGAACUUUAUCACCAUUGAUGAAGCAUUGGCAAAAUUCUCCGCUCGACAGCUUCGUCUAGCAUUCAUGUUGCAAUUGUGGAAUGCCAAGAUGGAUUUCAGAGAAGAUUUGCUCAAAGAUGUCCGAACAAAGGAGGAUCUGUUUGACAAUUUCUUCUCCAACGUCAAGGCUCGUCUCAAUCAAGCUGGACAAUCGGGUCCUUCACCAGAUGGCAAGCAUCACUUUGAUGCACCGGAACAUGCCUUGAUGAACGAAUUCCACUCUGCUCAACAGGCAUUCCGAGCCUCACUCUGCGAUUCCUUCAACACCCCUCAGGCCAUUUCUACCCUUGUGAACCUCGUCGGCGAGGUCAAUACCUACAUCUCCAAAGCUUCUUAUAACGCUCACGUCCUCGAGCCCAUAGCAGAAUGGGUGACGCGAAUGUUGCGCAUGUUCGGUCUGGGUGAAGGAGGCGCCACUGGGGGCAUCGGAUGGGGUAAAGAAGGAGACGAAGCGGGUGGAGCGGAUUUUGAAAGCCGAUUGGACAAGUACCUCAAAGCAAUGUCUUCAUUCAGGGACGAUGUGCGAAAAUUGGCCAUUUCUGGAGGAUCCUCCAAAGACAUGUUGGCAUUGUGUGAUAGGUUCAGGGAUGAAGAUCUGGUCAAUCUCGGUGUUCAGCUCGACGACGGACAAGGCGCGGAUGGUUCUGCCUUGUACAAGCUUGUGGACCCGGCUGUCCUCCUCCGAGCAAGGGAAGAAAAAGCUGCCAUCGCAGCGGACAAAGCUGCGAAGAAAGCUGCCAAUGCCGCUGCUGCAGAAGCGAAACGAAAAGAACAAUUGGAAAAGGGUAGAGUCGAUCCCAAGGACAUGUUCAAACCUCCCAAUGUUCCUCAGGGGGCGUACACAGAAUGGGACGAUGCGGGACUACCACUCAAGGACGGAGAAGGGAAAGACGUUGCCAAGUCGCAGUUGAAAAAGUUGGUCAAGGAGCAAAAGGUGCAAGAGAAAUUACACGAGGCGUUUCUUGCAUGGCAGGCGAGUGGUGAGAGCUGAAAAUGAGCGACGCUAGAUUGGGCAGGACGUCCGGUCUGGAUAUCAUUUUUAUGCGGAGAGAUUCUGUUACGGAUCUGUAGGCAACACUGUAGACGG